This is a messenger RNA of Erpetoichthys calabaricus (reedfish), 3492 nucleotides long. RefSeq names its product kelch domain-containing protein 8B-like. Lineage: Eukaryota; Metazoa; Chordata; Cladistia; Polypteriformes; Polypteridae. The record is from RefSeq and is a predicted model, not a curated record. Gene Ontology annotation, molecular function: protein binding. The transcript is spliced from 6 exons. Bases 1801 to 2880 code for a protein of 359 amino acids.
GUCCCUGAGCUUGCCGAUGGAGUGGCAUCCCGUCCCCGAGUGGUUGCACCCUGGCAUCCGAUGGUUGCGUAGCUCGUGGCCCUUCUGUAACCUGAAGCGGAUACAGCGGAUUCAAAAGGCCUGCUGAUUCCCACCGUCCUAGUUUCCAAAGAGUUAACGACGCCGACUGUUCUCAUCAUCGCUUGUAUUAUUUGCCUCGUAUUCUGUGAAUGACAGAGAGGUAGAUGCAGAGGUGGAGCGUAAGAAGGGAGGGGGAGCGCGCGCACCGAGGCAGCCUGACAGCAAUCGGAGACAUCUGCGCCGCGUUCUUGCUGGAGACAGACUGAGACCGCACACGAGCGCAUCUGAAAGACCAAAAAGAUAAGGGCGAAAGGCGGACAAAAGAGGAGAAAAAGAAGACCCUGGUAGGCGAAUGCGAAAAGACUGGAUCGCGACUGCCGUUGCAUUCGCAUAAACGAGAGCGAAAGUAAAAAGAAGAAGAAGAAGAAGAUGCCACGAAAACUCUCGCUAGGAUGCAAAGGAAGGCGCAGACUCGCGGACUAACACGAGCUUCGGCUGACAUGGAAAGCGCUUGGCAUUUCUUGCUGGGUUUGAAGAGAUGAAAGUUUACUAGUGCGGAGAAAUAAACGAGGUAAUCAUAACACGACUUUCUAUACAUUGUGCUGCUGAAACCGUCCUAAGGAAGAUGUGAGGCCACGAGAGCGUCGCUAUUCAUCCUGCUUGAAAGGAACUACCCGAUCCUCAGCCUAUGGAGAGACCAUUCAUAGAGUGCUGACAUCCCAAGUGACCACACAUACUGAAGACCUGCCCAUGAGGCCACCACCUGUCACACUACCCUUAAAUGGCGAGGGAGGUCAGCAGUUUCCUUCAUAUUAUUUUGCCGUGUGAGCAUCUGAUUCUUAUUUAGUUGACUACUUUGACUCACUUUUGCAUUUUGGGAUAUUCACUCAGCAAAUCGAACACAAGUCAUUACAUUUCAUGACAGAAGACUAACUUUCCUGAGCUGGCAAAAAGGAUCAACACACCAGUUAAGGAAAAGAAUAAGCUAGCCAGUAUGAAUUAGGUGGACUCUGUCUUCAGGAAGACAUUUCUUCUCCCUUUCUCCUUCUAUCAAGCUUACAUCCAAAACCGUACUGCACAUUCAAGCCGUGGUGCACCAGAUAAGAAGCCCAUAAAUAAAGUCUCAGGAAUGUAGCAGAAUGAUGGGCUAGUUUGCAUUAACUCCUGAUUGCUGACAUGGCACCAAGCACAAUGAUGAUUUUGUCUAGUCCAAAGUCUGUCAUUGGUUUUCGUGAGAGGCAUUUUUGGAAGAGCAUUUUGGAUUUAUAUUAGAAGAAUAAAUGGAUCAACAUAUUGUCAUUCAAAGCCUGUAGUGGUGAAAGAGUCGUGGAACCCAGCUGGUUAUGAGGUGGAGAAGAUCCAUAGCACCCUAAACUCUGGGCUCUAGUCACAAUUUUAAUCUGUGUUACACCUUGCCAUCUCUAAUGCCCUGCUGUUGCCCCGUUGGUGUGGACCUUGCAGGAACUUGUUGUACUCUGGGCCUGUUUACCCCCUUGACCCAGUUGUUUUAGAAGUGCCUACUGCCUAAGGUUUUGACUUUUGCUUUUUUUGCUUUUUGUUUUUUAAGGGUUUGUAUAAAUAGACUGCACUGUGGAGCUGUGCAGGGCUGCCUUAAUCAUGUUCUUGCUGUGAGGUUGCCACCCCUGCUCUCUGUCACUUUGUGACCACCGUCCUUGUGUCUGCACCUCCCUCCUAUUCUUGCCUUAUGCCUAAAGGGUCACUCACUAGUGCCCCGCGGCCAUGCCAAUAUCUGUGAUGGCUGUGACCAACGCCAAGUCAUACUAUUGGGAAGUCUUUGCUCCAAUGCCCACUCGCCGGGUUUACUGCACCCCCGUCUAUGACACAGGGCUCUUGUAUGUGGUGGGUGGUUGCAGUGAGACAGGUCUGCCUUUAGAUACCACAGAAGUGCUGGACAUGGCUUCCCAGACUUGGACCACCCUACCACCGCUGCCUACCCCUCGUGCAGGAGCAGCAGUAGUCCUGGUGGGCAAGCAGCUACAUGUGAUUGGAGGAAUGGAUGGCGAACAGAGGCCACUUUCAUCAGUUGAGAUCUACAACUCAGAUGAAGGCAGGUGGGAGAAGAAGGCAAACUUGGGACAGCCCUCCAUGGGCAUUACAGCAUUGGAGACAGAAGGGAAGGUUUAUGCUUUGGGAGGAAUGGGAUCCGACACAUCUCCUCAGGCUCUGGUGCGUGUUUACAGCCCCGGGAAGGACCAGUGGCAGCCUCUCCCAUCCAUGCCAACUCCACGAUACGGUGCCAGCUCUUUUUUACGGGGGAAUAAGAUCUACGUUUUGGGAGGACGACAGGGUAAACUGCCUGUGACGGCCUUUGAAGCCUUUGACCUGGAAGUAAAAAGUUGGACUCGUUACCCCAGCAUCCCCAGCCGUCGUGCCUUUGCCUGCUGUGCAAUGACGGACAAGUGCUUCUUCAGCUUGGGAGGGCUUCAGCAGCCGGGACCCCACAACUUCUACUCCCGACCUCAUUUUGUGAGUGCAGUGGAAGUGUUUGACACCGAGCAAGGAGUUUGGAGCAAGCCAACACGCACAUUACGUAUGAGGGAGAAGCGAGCAGACUUUGUGGCAGGAUAUCUCGGAGGAAGAGUUAUCGCUGUUGGAGGUUUAGGAAAUCAGCCAUCUCCACUGUCAUCUGUGGAAGGUUACAACCCAGGGAAGAGAAAAUGGGAGUAUCUGGCCCCUAUGCCAAGCCCUCGGUGUUCAUGUGCAGGACUUCAAACUGAACACAUUCUUUUUGUCAUCGGAGGUGUGGCUCAGGGUCCCAGCAAUGCUGUGGAAGGACUUUGUAUAAGGGAAUGUGUGUAAAACAGUGUGGAAAUAUAAUUGCUUUAUUCCCACUACUGCCACCAACACUCAGAAAAAAAACAAAACAAAAAAAGUCUCUGUCUUGCCACUCCAAUCUGCAGAAAGCACACAAGAGCGUGGAACUCUUUUUUCUGUCUGCAGUUGUUCAGUAGGCUUGUGGUUUUUGGUUUGGUGUGCAUUUAGAUUAGCAGGCAACAAUGUACAAAAUCGUAGAUCUCACUUUAGCCUAAAGCUCUUGAGCUUUUAGCAUAAACCAAGAUCUCAGUUUUGCUUAGGAUGUGGGUGGGUGGCCAAGAACAGUAGGUGAUGUGAAGUCAAGGUUCUCUUCAAAGUACCAUAUUCAUGGAGAGGUGUGGGAGCCCAUGGAAAUGUGCAUUACCCUUUGUCAAAGGGAGCACAGGGCUGAUCAGAGACACUGGAAAAGGACUUCUUAUUAGCAAGGAAGCCUUACACAACUCACAUCUGCACUUCUUGGGGUUCAAAUUUGCUGACUACAAAGUGUUGUAGGAGCAGUUGUCGCUUUGUAAUAUUGUAGUAAAUUUGUCCUUUUUGAAAGUAGCUUUCUAAUGCAAGUAAUGGUCCUUGAAAUAAAGUUUAAAUUUGUCAAUUUUC